GACACAUACUCUCUCUCUCUCUCUAGCUCCAUGUCUUUUACGGUCUCUGACCAUUCCUCGAGUUCUCGAUCUCUAGUCUCCAUCUAAGAACCCUAAUUUAUUAUUCUCUCCUCCGUUUCCCUUCAUGUUGAGAUCAUCAGAAACUCUUUGUCCCGCUCCUCUCCUGCUUUCUUUGGCUAUUCCGGUCACCGGAUUUUGCCAUGGUUCCUGAUACUGAAUCCUCCUCCUCCACAACGCUUCUUCUUUCAUGUGGGUUUUCCAAUAAUUUCGCUUUUAUGAGGUUAUUACAAAAAGCUCAUUAUUUCUCUGCCGUCUCUGAAGACGACAACAACAAAGAUCGCCAAGUAAAAGAUAACCAUCACCAAUUUUGUAGGAGAAACUGUAGUUUCAUGGCCGAUCAAGAAGAGCCUAGGAGUACUACUUCUAGGCUAAUCUACAAGGACGAUGACGACAACAACAUUAAUAGCAAUAACAAUAAUAAUGCCAACGAUGACGCCGAAAAUCAUGAGAUGAGGCAAGAAGGGUGGCUCCGGUUAAGCAUAGGCCACGAGAAUGAUGCUAAACCGGAUAUUGACCAUCGGCAACAUCAUCAAACCGAUACAGCGGCUAGAAGGAACUCUUUUCUAGAGCUUAACCUUUCCUCUGGCGGUUCAAAUAGAGAAGGAGUUGGUCUUCCAUUGUCAUCUCUCUUUCAUCAUCAGCAUCAACAAGGAGGGAUGAUGAUCAAUCCAUUGAUGUUCCCUACCAGGCCUGAUCAGGAGAUGAUUGGUUCUUGGGCGGCUGCUGCCUUUCGAAUGCCACAAAACCUAAUGGAACCAACACCAUCAUCUGCUUCUUUGAUAAUGCCACUGAUAGGACCGUACUUUGGUCGCACCAAUUUCCAGCAGCAGUUACUAGGGGACAAUAAUAAUAAUAAUAAUAAUAAUAAUAAUAAUAAUAAUAAUAAUAAUCAGGAUGUGGUGGCUGGUCCAAGCUCGAGUUUUCGAGUCAUUGAUCCACCUAGGCGACCCCAUUCCGGCAUUUGGUUCCUCCUUCAAGCUUCUCAAAAACAGACAAGAGAACCAUUCUUGCCUCAGAUACACAAGAGCUACUUGAGAAUCAAGGACGGGAAGAUGACUGUUCGACUAUUGAUGAAAUAUUUGGUGAAUAAGUUGCGAUUGGAGCACGAAUCCCAGCAGGUAGAGAUAAGAUGCAGAGAGCAGGAACUGGAGCCGGUGUUGACACUACAACACGUGAGAGAUGCAAUAUGGAGAGGGAACAGAUACAAUUCUUCUAUUUCACAAAACCUUACUUUGCUUCCAAACUCAUCUAUCUCUGAUCAUCUAAUGGUCCUCCAUUAUGGUAGGAGGAGUACUCUUUCUUAAUUACAUACAUACAUAUAUAUUUCUUUUUUAUUUUAUUUAUUUAUUUAACACCAUAUUAUCAUUCAAAAAAAAAAACUGCACAACCUUACUUCUUAACUCAAAAGUCCACCUUCUUCAGUUGAUUUCCCCUCUUUUUUACUUCUUCAGUUUUGUGAUUUUUACUUUCCCUAAAGGUUUUUUAGGUCCAAUUUAUUUAAUAUCAAUCAAGAAUAAAAAGAGUAUCUAACUCGUUAGGAGUAUGCAUGCCCCCAUUGAUGAUUUUAUUGUUGUGUCUUCUGGGUUGUGAGUGAAAAUGUAU
Brassica oleracea var. oleracea is the source of this 1662-nucleotide messenger RNA. RefSeq names its product beclin-1-like protein A. Gene Ontology annotation, biological process: multicellular organism development. Lineage: Eukaryota; Viridiplantae; Streptophyta; Magnoliopsida; Brassicales; Brassicaceae. The record is from RefSeq and is a predicted model, not a curated record. The transcript has 4 exons. Bases 201 to 1364 code for a protein of 387 amino acids.